AUGUAUGAUAAUCAAGCUGCAAUAGUAUUGGUAGUUGAACUAAGGUUCUACAGCAAGUCAAGGCACAUUAAAGAUCAAUAUCAUAGAGUAAGAGAAGAGAUAACAGCUGGUGAAGUAGAAGUUGGUUACAUUCCAUCUGAGGCUAUGCAUGCAGAUCCAUUAACCAAAGGCUUGGGGGCAAAUGAUUUUAUGAGAAACCCGAAUCCGCAAAUCCUUGUUCGUCGGACCAAUGGUAAGCUUCUUGCCCUUACUGAUGAUACUUGGGACCUCAGUGGGAGCAUCUCUCCUUUGCUUUUCUCUGGCCUCAAGUACCUGGAGUAUCUUGAUCUUAGUUGGAAUAACUUUCACCAGUUUAAGAUACCGGAUCAGCUGGGAGACCUCCUUGGCCUUAAGUAUCUGAAUUUAUCGAAUGCUGGUUUUUCCGGUGCAAUUCCAAACCGCCUGAGUAAUUUAUCUUCCUUGCACACACUAGAUCUUUCUUGCGCUUUUUUUGUUGAUGUAGGUCAUCGAUUUCAGCUUACUGAUCUUAGGUUUCUUGCACUGAAUGGGGCUAAUCUUUCCAUUGCGUCAUCUGCAAAGUGUAAAGACUGGGCUGUGCCCAUAUCACUUUUGUCGAAGCUCAAAGUACUGAGUCUUUCUAAUUGUUCGAUUUCAGGUCCAAUUCCUAUUAAUCAUCUCCUCAACAUCGCAUCUCUCUCAUCUCUAUAUCUUGGUUUCAACUUGUUUUUCUCCACUAUCCCACCUCGGCUUGUGAACCUCACUUUUCUAUCAGAUCUGGAUAUUAGCAAUUCUCAUGUUCGAGGUUCCAUUCAACACCUUCCUCAAAUACAUAUGCUCAAUGCUGGUGGUAAUCAUGAUCUCCUUCAAUUCUGCAAUACUAGUGGGAUUGUCAAACAAUAUGGGAAAUAUUUCUUCUCUAGUGGUACUAUACUAGCAAACAACAACAUUGAAGGACCCAUGCCUCCAUACCUGACAAACCUCUCAAACUUAGAGUACAUAGACCUCUCCUUUAAUAGCUUAACGGGAGUAAUUCCUUCCUCUAUUUCCCAUAUUGGGAACCUGCAAGCACUAAACUUAUAUCAGAAUAGCCUUGAAGGCCAAAUUCCCUAG
This is a messenger RNA of Amborella trichopoda, 1110 nucleotides long. NCBI's taxonomy places the organism in Eukaryota, Viridiplantae, Streptophyta, Magnoliopsida, Amborellales, Amborellaceae. The record is from RefSeq and is a predicted model, not a curated record.